This is a messenger RNA of Panicum virgatum (switchgrass), 8232 nucleotides long. RefSeq names its product cytochrome c biogenesis protein CcsA. Gene Ontology annotation, cellular component: plasma membrane. The transcript is spliced from 5 exons. Lineage: Eukaryota; Viridiplantae; Streptophyta; Magnoliopsida; Poales; Poaceae. The coding region runs from base 5588 to 6601 and encodes 337 amino acids. The record is from RefSeq and is a predicted model, not a curated record. Gene Ontology annotation, biological process: cytochrome complex assembly. Gene Ontology annotation, molecular function: heme binding.
UCUGACUGGGACUGGCAUUUGCCACAAUUAUUUGUGUCAGCUUGUCAAACUAGUUGGUUCUGAUGGGAACCAACUUCUUGUGUUUCAUCUGGCACAAGUUGUGCGGAGAUCAUGGAGAAGCAUUUGGAGCAGUCUGUGCUGUCAAAACUGCCAUAUGGUUAUGACUCGGUUACCAGGCAGUCGUAGUCGAGCACUGAAGAUGUGGGUAUAGAUCCUUCACUUGACCUUCCAAAUUAUGGAAUUCCAUAUCGUGGUGCUGUACUGCUUUGCUGCUUGCAGCUUCAGUCAUUGCAUAUUUGCAUAGGCUGCUGGAUGUUAAAAGUUGGUAUGCGAUCUCAUUAGUUAUAUGCAAAAGUUGAGCUCCUAAAUAUCAAAAUUUAGUUAUCAAAUCAUCUCUAUUUUAAGAGUGCCUCUUUCACUGAUGUGAUGGUUCUGAUUACCUAUUGCAUCUUGAGACUUCCCUGAAUAUGCUCCCACUAAGUUGCCAUGAAACUUGAAAAAAUUAUUUUUGGAAUGUCUCACCCCAAAUCAGGUCGAAAUUUACUUUUCUCAGCAUGCUUACUAACCUCUUCCGUUGAUACAUAAGACCAUAAGUGAUACUUGAGUCUGUAGAGUGUAGACCAUUGCAUAGGAAAACAUUUGCAUUGGAUUUAUCACAUUGGGAUGCAUUGUAAUCUUCAAAUGUUAGUUAUUGAAUGGAAAGAAAUGGACUGAAAAUGUGUGAUGCUGCCACAAAAUGAUAAUCUGCAUUAGUAUAAUGUACAUUCCAUAGAGUGGCAAAACUCAACCAGGCACAAAUUUCAUAGUACAUCUCUUUUUGCAUGAUAGCUAGGUUCUUGUAUGUCCUGAAUGCAUCCAAGAUUCAUGCUCAAGAAAUUUAAUGUGUAAAUUUGUUGGCUUGUUGCAAACCUAAUUGACCUCUAAUGAACUGAUGUGCAUUUAAUUAAGAAUUAUUUCUGAGGAAAAAAACAUUCGGUCAAUAAUUAACUUCAUCUUUCUUCACAAAAAGGGAAAUUACCUAACUGGAAUCACAAAUAACUACGGCAUAGCUUCUGAUGCUGGUCAAUAUUGGCAUAGCUAACAGCAGGAACAUAGCUUAACCUUUUCUAGAACAAGCUUUUUGCUUCACUUUUUGGCAAGGUUCAAGAGCAAAGAAAGCAUAUUUUCUAUUUCUGAAAAAAGCAAAGGUUUUUGAAUUUUUUUUAUCACUUAGGAUGUGGAACAAAUGUGCUUUUAGGCAUGUACAUGUGAUAGACCAUCACGUACCAUGUGAUGUGGUUUUCAAUUGCCUUGUUCAGUGCCAGAGCCUCAGCUCAACACCUUUGUCUUCUGCAAGACUAAGAGCGAUGUAGGAGCCUUCCAACUAGAUGACAUUGGAGAGGAGUUUGUGGACUUGGUUGUAGACGACUUGUAUGUUCUUCGGUACAAGUCCAUCAAGGGCCUCGUCGAGGGAGGCCGUAUUGACCUUAUCUGAUGUGAAUAACAAAUCGGUGCCUGCAAGAGAGUGAGUAUUGGAGAUGUGACAGCUAAGGCUUAGAACAUAUCAUGAACGUUUUGGUCCAAAACAAACAUACCCCGCUAUAAAACCCUAAUCACCGGCUCCUCAUAUGGUGGAUCUCCACUCACGCCAAGACUAUCAAUCGUGAAUUUUCCACUCAUACACAUUCACAACUCAUGGUAGCCAAUGCAUUCAAUAAUCAAUCAAGGUAACAUAAGAGUGCAAGAAAUACAAUAAAUAAAUAGGCCAUGCUGGUUCAUGUCACAUUAACAGUAAUAAAUGAUAGCAUAUCUAGCAAACAAUGUCCAAUAGGUAGGCAUGAACCUAGUGGCUCCUCGUAGUACUCCUAGGUCUCCUGGUAGUCUUGGUCGUCGGUCGACUCCUCGGCAGCACGUCCUAUUCGUAAUUACGUAUAAAUAUAGGGGACAAAGUGUAUAAAUGCACAAAACUGCUCAAAUAAGACCCAACUCACAAGAAAAAUUACUCUAACGGGUAGAUCAUGAUUUUAGAAGAAUUAUGAAACUGGUUUCAUAAUUUUCAGAGCUUCGGUUAAUUAUUAUGAUUUUUUGAAGUUUAAAUCAUUUUUUGAAAUUAAAUAAAUGUUUUUUGGAAAGAAAAUAACAGUUAGCGACACAUGGCAGCCUCUGGGCGUGCCACGUGGCAUGCUGACGAUAUUAUGACAUCAGCAAUGACGUCAUCCAGGGGGUCGGGUCUUGCUAAUGUCAGCAUGACCAAUGCUGACAUUAGCGUUGACCGGUCAACGUUGACCAGUCAACAGUCAAUGGGUCCACGGGUUAUGGGGCCCACUGUCAGCCACUGUGCGUCACUGACAGGUGUGACCCAGCUGUCGAGUUUCCAGGAAGAAAGAAAAUGGGCGGUUCGGCUAUGGGCUCGAAGUGGAAUUGGGUUGGAUCGGGCAGCCCAACAUCGGCUGGGCUUCGUUUCAGCUAACAAGUCCGGCUUGGUCUGACGGCAACCUGGGUUUCAGCCCACCUCUUCUCUUCUUUUCUUCUCUUUCCUUUCCCUUGCUGACGGAUCGAGCCCGCUUGGCGGCGCUUCUUCCUCUCUCUUGCUCAUGGGCCCCGCGUGUUGGCAGCUGUAGGGUCCGAUGUAACCAUGGCGAGAUCCGGUGCGGGUCAACACAGGUGUGGCCAAGCGAGUGCGGUCCGUCUGCGUGUGUCCCCCUCGGGUGGAACGCUCAUAGAGCGUUCGAUGGAAGGCCCUAAAGGGCUGGCCGCGUUGCGGCGUGACGCUGUGGCCGCGUGCGUGCCAAGCGUGGCGGUGGCGAGGCCACGACGCGCCUGUGGUAGGUUGGUGAUGGGCACGGUGAGGGCAAAACAGCAGCGGCGACGGCCGGGUAGCACAGCGGCGGGGCAAAAGGGCUCGGUUCGGUUCAACUCAGGUUGUGCAAAGGCGAGGCCAAAGGUACAGCCCUUGGCCGGUGCCCGCGGGAUGCUUGCCGGGCGUGGCCAUGGCGUGCCCACGGCGAUCUGGUUCACUGCUGCAAAGCAGCACCAGAGGCAAGCGGCGCAGGGCAGCCGAGGCGAGCGAAGGUGUCGCCUUGGCUUGCCGGAGCUGGGGUAAUGCGCGCACGCGCGGGUUCCUGGCUUUUCCAGGUCCGCGACGUGGCCGUGCCAAGCAUGCUCGGCAUGACGGCACAAGGGUAGGUACUGCGGGCUGUGGGGAGAACGGCGACACGACGACAGGAUCUUGCAGGCGCACACAACAACGGGGAGGACGACGGCGAGGGAUCCUACCGGCUCGGUUUGAGGACGAAGGAGGGGAGGCUCGGGGCUGUGUAGUGCCACGCAACAACGACGGUCGAGUCGAUUGGGGCGCCGGGUCAACGAAGCUCCGACGGUGGCUGUGCUCCUUCUCCUCGUGGCGCUUCUCCUGCUCUGCUACUCGGCAGCGGCGGCGGAAAGGGGAAAACCUCGAGAAGAGGUCUAGGAUUUCGAGGGGCGGCCGAAUGGGGCUUUAUAGGCGCAGCACUAGAGUUGGAGGCACGGCCGAGGGCCGGUGGAUUUUGGCGUCCGAGUUGGAACACAUGGGCGAGGGUGCGGAGCGGGAGCGUGUGCGUAGGUGUCGUGGCCGACAACAGGGCAGGUAGGGGCCAGCGCAGGACGCGACGGGCAGGCGGAGGCAUGCGAGGGAAGAAGAACAGGGUAGGGGCCGUCAAAUGGGGCAGGGCUGUCAGCGACAACGGGUGAGGGAAAGGUGAGGUGGCGGUGUGGGCUGGUGCUGGGCAACGCGGGUCGGGCCAGAGCGGCUUGUGGGCCGCGCGUGAGGUGAACGCUGGUCAAGCAGGCAGGGGCACGAGCUGGGCCGUUGCGGUGUAGGCUGGGUUGGGGUGGUUACGGGUGGUCGGGUUGGGUAGGUUAGCUGGGCUAACCUACCUAGCUACCCACUUGUUCUUGCGAGUUCUUCGAUUUGCUUGCAAGUACCUUUGGACGCUGAAGUCGGAUCGCCAACGUUUCCUCUUUUCCCCCAAAUCGAGUUAUCCAGUUCAUCCCUCACCGAAAGAUCGGGAUUCGCCCUCGGGUGCUCAUCACUGGGUUGGGGUGGUUACGGGUGGUUGGGCUGGGUAGGUUAGCUGGGCUGUGUAAGGGGGUUUGGCCUAGGUUAGGUUAAGGGUUUGGGCUGGCUUUAGGCUUGUUAGAGGUUAGUAUUUGGUUUUAAUUUGAACAGCCUUAUUCAAAUUAAAUUCCAAUUCAAACAAAGAUUCGUCAAAUAGAUUUGAAACAAGGUAGAACAAGAAAUCCAAAUAGUCCAAAUAAUCCACACUAGCAUUAAGGUCCUUAUUAGUAAUUAGGUUUUAAUUACUAGGAAUUUUGAGAGAAAGAGAAGCCAACCUUGCGUUAUUCUAGAUAUUAUCACAAUCACACAAAAAGUUUUGAAAAUUCAUGUUUUUGGAAUUAUAAUAUUCCGUAAAAAAUUACGGGAUGUUAGAGAGAGAGAGAGAGGGGGGGGGGGGGUUGGUAUGGAAAUGGGAUGGAAUGAACUGUCGGUGUCGAUUCCAAGUUCGGGAGAGCAUCACCUGAUCCCGCGCCACAAGCCUUCCCCGGAUCCAUCAUCCACUUCUGUGCGCAUUAUUGUCGCUCGAUCGCUUUCCUUCCAUCAAACCAAGGCAUCAACGAGCUGCAAGCAACUACCACUCCCUCCUCUUUAUCUCUCCUGCCGAUCGAGUGCUCUGAUAUCCCUUCCCUCCCCUCCCCUCAAGAAGGCUCUUUAUCUCCCCUUUGUAUUAAACCACUUAGGUCACCUUCUGCAAGCGUCGCAACGGGCUCCUCAAGAAGGCUUAUGAGCUAUCCGUCCUCUGCGACACCGAGGUGGAGCUCAUCGUCUUCUCCAGCAGGGGCCGCCUCCACGAGUACUCCAGCUACUUAAAAAAGCCAAACAAGGCAUAAAAAGGUGCAAGAAGGCAUCAUCUGGGCCCCACUCUUAGAGCUCAACACGCAGCAGGCACUUGUGGUUGGCGAUUCGGUGGAAAACUUGUCACUUAAAAGCUGAAGCAGCUUGAGAGCCGCCUGGAGCAAGCUAAGGCAUUUCAACUUACGUUCAAGGCAAGGAAGGUAAGAAUGACAGAAUCUACUAAGUUAUCCAAUCCAACCAUGCAUGCAUCUACUUCACACAAAUAAACUAAUCAUAAACAAAGGGUGUUCAAUUCUUCAGAUGGUUUUGUUUAAUAAUUCUUGUGUAUCCAAUCCAACGUACGUCUCUCUCUCUCUCUCUCUCUCUACAUUUGGCUGAGAGGACGUUGCAGCUUGCAACUAUACUGGCCUGACGACCCUAACCUAGUUGUCUAGCAGAAUUUCCCCCCAACCACCAUCAGCUAGAUGCGAACGAACACUACUACAGAAAGAGGCUUUGAUCCUUUACAUUUAUCCCAGCAAAUAUUGGACCCGGGACUAAAGAGCCCUUUAGUCCCGGUUGGGGACGAAAGGACUUUUUAGUCCCGGUUGGAGCCACCAACCCGGACUAAAAAUCCAUCUUUAGUCCCGGUUGGUGGCUCUUAGGAAGCAGUGCUCAAGCAUAUCGGUUUGAGUCCGAGUGGCGGCAUUCUCGAAAAAAAAUACAAUAGAUUAGAAAAUGGAUUCAAUUCGAAAUUUCCAAUUUUGUAAAUGGGACCUUAUCCUUAUGCUAUUUGCAACUUUAGAACAUAUACUAACUCAUAUCUCUUUCUCAACCAUUUCAAUUGUGAUUACGAUUCAUUUGAUAACCUUAUUAGUUCGUGAACAUAGGGGAUUACGUGAUUCGUCAGAAAAAGGAAUGAUAACGACUUUUUUCUCUAUAACAGGAUUUUUAGUUUCUCGUUGGGUUUCUUCGGGACAUUUUCCAUUAAGUAAUUUAUAUGAGUCAUUGAUCUUCUUUUCAUGGGCUCUGUAUAUUCUUCAUACUAUUCCUAAGAUACAAAACUUGAAAAAUGAUUUAAGCACAAUAACUACACCAAGUACUAUUUUAACGCAAGGCUUUGCCACGUCGGGUCUUUUAACUGAAAUGCAUCAAUCCACAAUAAUAGUACCUACUCUACAAUCUCAGUGGUUAAUGAUGCAUGCCAGUAUGAUGUUACUAAGCUAUGCAACUCUUUUGUGCGGAUCCUUAUUAUCCGCCGCUCUUUUAAUCAUUAGAUUUCGAAAGAAUUUUGAUUUCUUUUUAAAUUUUAAAAAGAAAAAAAUUAAAACAUUUUUCUUUAGUGAGAUUGAAUAUUUGUAUGCAAAAAGAAGUGCUUUAAAAAAAACCUCUUUUCCCGCAUUUCCAAAUUAUUACAAAUAUCAAUUAACCGAGCGUUUGGAUUCUUGGAGUUAUCGUGUCAUUAGUCUAGGGUUUACUCUUUUAACCAUAGGUAUUCUUUGUGGAGCAGUAUGGGCUAAUGAAGCAUGGGGAUCCUAUUGGAAUUGGGAUCCUAAGGAAACUUGGGCAUUUAUUACCUGGAUCAUAUUUGCAAUAUAUUUACAUAGUAGAACAAAUCCAAAUUGGAAAGGUACAAAUUCUGCACUUGUAGCUUCGAUAGGAUUUAUUAUAAUUUGGAUCUGCUAUUUUGGUAUCAGUCUGUUAGGAAUAGGUUUACAUAGUUAUGGUUCAUUUACAUUACUAUCUAAAUGAUUACAUAACAUAAAACCUUCAUAAAAUGAAGGUUUUUUCCUUUUUUGUUUGAUUUGAGAACCCCUUGAACGUCUUUUCAAGAGGUUCUAAAAAAUUCGAGUCUUUAGUCCCGGUUGGUGGCUCCAACCGGGACUAAAAGUCCAUCUUUAGUCCCGAUGGGUGGCUCCAACCGGGACUAAAGAGCCCAACCCUUUAGUCCCGGGUGGUGCCACCAACCCGGUCCGGGUUGGUGUGACCCUUUGGUCCCGGUCGGUGUUACCAACUCAGACUAACGGCCCCUCCACGUGAUAGUUCAAAAGUAAGACAUCCUAUACUGAGUCACAUGUGUUGCAUAGGUGGGUUGGCAAGAUAAUUGUGCGUGAGGCUAGAGGUCGUGAGAUCGAAUUCCGCAGGGCGCAAAAAAUUUUUUAGCAUCAGGCGUCAGGGAUAUUUAAUCCCGGUUCUACCAUCCGGGACUAAAACCUCUGGGCUUUUGUCUCGGAAGCCUAGUCCCGGUUCCAAAACCGGGACAAAAGGCCCAAUUGUAGUAGUGGAACUAGCACCGCCCUCCCAUAUAUAUUCGCCUGGGAUCUCAUGCAAAGCAACUAGUGGCUAGCUAGGAGAGAUGACACUCAACCUGGGAUCUCAUGCAAAGCAACUAGUGGCUAGCUAGGAGAGAUGACACUCCAUUAUUCCUUUCAUGUCCUCAGUUGAUGAUUAGCAACUAGUGGCGAGGAGCUAGCGCAUCGUAGGUUCUACUCGAGCUACUCUACUUUUGAGCGAGCUGAGCUGCAUCAAGCCUGUCGAGAUCUACUCGAGAUCGAUAUAUAUGAUCCACGUACGCGCGCACUAUAGUCGUUUUGAUUUGACGAGAGGUCCUAAUGACUUUAUGUCCCACUGGCCGGCCAGUAACUCUAUCUGGCCGGAGAGUAUAGAUUUGUCAAUGUAGGGAGCUAGUAUGGAUUUAUGGAUUCCUCCAUUCAACUGAUGUACUAUACGUGUGUAAAGAACGUAUAUUUCCCUGGAGUUCAUGCACUACCAUCAAGUAUAUAUUGCGUCCACCUAGUACAUUUUUCUAACCAUUACAAUACAUCACAUAAUACUCAAAAGCAACCUAUUUCAUUCAUCAGCAACACAUCCAUGGUGAAAGCUACUAAGCUGUUCCUCAGUAGUGUGAUCCUUCUUCUCUAUACUGGCCUCUUCAUCCAAGGUGCAAGUGAGAAUGUUGAUGUCAUGGAACACAUCCCUGUCCGAUCCAUGAAGACACUCGAUCCACGGGUUUCUUUGGCUAACACUAGGAAACUUUGUGGACCAUGUAAUUGUUGCCAGGGGAAUUCUGGCAAAAGCUGCUAUGCUACAAAAUGUUGUUAUUCGGUUACAUGUAACGGAGAGGGACCAACAGGGGGUUGUAUAGAAACAAUCCUAGAUUGCAAUUGUAACAAUUCGUGUAACCUGUGCUUUAAUUUUUACCAUGACAUGUAGAUGCUAAUAAAUAGAAAAUAUUGAGGUGAUCCCAGCCUCUACAUGUCACCACUGCUGUUCUUGUCCAACAUGCGGAUGAUUGGAUUGCUAAUAACUUUGGCAGAUAAAGAGAAUUGACGUGCCUAAAGGUGUUAUUGCAAACCUGUAUAGAACAUGAAUAUGUUUAUUAA